Molecule: messenger RNA, 1096 nt
Organism: Abrus precatorius (Indian licorice)
Lineage: Eukaryota; Viridiplantae; Streptophyta; Magnoliopsida; Fabales; Fabaceae
Product: ferritin-2, chloroplastic-like
Exons: 8
Coding region: 72-863 (263 amino acids)
Biological process (GO): intracellular iron ion homeostasis; iron ion transport
Cellular component (GO): cytoplasm
Molecular function (GO): ferric iron binding; ferrous iron binding
Source: RefSeq, a predicted model, not a curated record
AUCCCUUAGAAUAGCCAUUGUUCUUCUCCGUUUCUCUUCCUUUCGAAUAUCCAUUUCGAGAUUCUUCACAAAUGGCCCUUUCUUGCUCCAAAGUUUCAACCUUUUCCCUCUCACCUGUUGUGGGUGAUGCUCCAAAAAACCUCGCUUUUUCAUCUUCUGUGAGCUUUGUUCUCUCUCCUUCUUUUUUGAAAAUUUCUAAGGUUGGUGGAAACAGGAACUUGAGGGUGUGUGCUGCUUCAAAUGCGCCAGCACCACUCACUGGGGUGAUUUUUGAACCCUUUGAAGAGGUCAAGAAGGAAUCUCUUUCUGUUCCAGUGGCACAUCAUGUUUCCUUGGCUCGUCAGAAUUAUGCUCCUGACCCUGAAGCUGCAAUCAAUGAGCAGAUAAACGUGGAAUACAACGUUUCCUAUGUGUACCAUUCCAUGUUUGCAUACUUCGACAGGGACAACGUAGCUCUCAAGGGACUUGCCAAGUUCUUUAAGGAAUCAAGUGAAGAAGAAAGAGAGCAUGCGGAAAAGCUUAUGAAAUAUCAGAACAUUCGUGGUGGACGAGUUGUGCUGCACCCUAUCACGAGUCCUCUCUCAGAAUUUGAGCAUGUAGAAAAAGGGGAUGCAUUGUAUGCUAUGGAAUUAGCUUUGUCUUUGGAGAAGUUGACCAAUGAAAAGCUUCUCCAUGUUCACAGUGUGGCAGAAAGUAACCAUGAUGUUCAACUGGCAGAUUUCAUUGAGAGCGAGUUUUUGUAUGAACAGGUUAAAGCAAUUAAAAAGAUAGCAGAAUAUGUGACUCAACUGAGAUUGGUUGGAAAGGGUCAUGGUGUCUGGCACUUCGAUCAAAGUCUUCUCCAUGAUGAACAUCAUGUAUAAGAUUGAACAGCAUGCUUUCUUUUCUACACUUGGUGCUUUGUCAAGUUUGUGUAUUGUUCUAUGUUUGUAGAAUAGUGAAUAAUUGUUACCUCCUAGGUGAUGAGAUGUAGGAACUCGUGUAUUAUAGUUGUUAGUAUUAUGUGAAAUUUAGAUAGUUUGUAGCAUGCAAGUAUUUUGUUAUAAAUAAAAAAUGAUGUCUUGGCUGGUUCAAGGGGAAGUGAAAAUUUUCUUAU